AACCGUUAAGUCCUGUUCAGGGAACAAUCAUUUUUUCACCCACAAAACUCUGUAACACUUAUACCAGACUUACUGGGAAGACGUCUCUAUUAAAUCCGGAUAGUCCGGAUGGUUGCUGGGACGAAUUAUAUAUGAUUGCUGGUGGCACCGGAAUAACGCCAAUGCUACAGUUAAUCAAGUAUUAUUUGGAACAGUCGAUGAAACAAAAAAAUGAUACCAAUAAAAAUGUUGCAUAUAAACGGAUGCACUUAUUAUUUGGAAACCGUAAAAUUGAAGAUGUUAUUGAUGGUGAAUUACUCGAAGAUAUUGCGAUUUCAAGUCGAGGACAACUUACUGUAACGUAUUGUCUCUCAGAGCCGCCCUCAGAUUGGGGUGGUUUGCAAGGAAGAAUUGAUAAACAAACAAUACAAGAAUGGAUGAAUUUAAUGCAGAGUGUAUUCCUUUCAACUCCUAGCAAGUCUCAGAUGAAGAUUCUUGAGAGUCAUUCUAUACGUCGUAAAGUAAUUGCGCAAAGCCAGAGUUCUUCACCAACGUUAGAGCCUCAAUCGCCAUAUAUGCAGCCACAUUAUGAAGAAGCUUUGUCUCCAAUCUUGCAAUACAGGUCUGAAAGUACGUUGCCUCUUUCGAAAGAAUCGAAAACUUCUAUCAUACAACCUGAUGAUAGCCAAAAAUAUGAAGAGUGUAUAAUUGAUGCGGAAUCCAAUUUAAAGCCAGAAUUGUCGACAAAAAAAUCACGAUUACUCACUAUUGAUCCAGAUCUAGCAAAUUCUGGAGAAAGCUAUGAUUUGUUACAAGGAAAAAUUAUUGUUAGUGGUCCAUCUG
Molecule: messenger RNA, 822 nt
Organism: Dentiscutata heterogama
Lineage: Eukaryota; Fungi; Glomeromycota; Glomeromycetes; Diversisporales; Gigasporaceae
Source: the annotation of a GenBank genome assembly